AAACAUAAAAUGAGGAAAUUGUUUUUUUAGAAAAUGAGAAAAACCCAAAUAGUUCUUAUUUUUUGCAGGAAAUGAACUAACAGAGAUGAUUUGAUCAAGCAAUGAAUGAAUUCACACUUAACUCUCUUCUUCUCAAAUCUUCAAAAACACACCCGCCCACAUCUAUUCCUGCUAGAAUGCUGCUCCAGCAUGAAACGCCUCAUGGAAUUCCACGCCCAUUUCAUCACAAGUGGUCUCUCUACUCACCCCACCAUCCUCAGCUCCGUCAUAUCCUUCGCCACACUCUCUCCCGCCGGGGAUUUGGGUUACGCCCGCUCCGUUCUCGCCCGCAUCACCCAACCCAAUUCUUUCAUGUUCAACACCGUGAUAAGAGGCUAUGCUUCGAGCUCCGACCCGGGUUCCGCUUUUGUUCUUUACAGUUUCAUGAUCGGGCAUGGCAUUGUUCCCAACAGUUACACUUACCCUUCUGUGAUCAAGGCCUUAUCGAAGGGUGGUAGGGAUUGGUUGUGCGGUGGUGAAGCCACCCAUUGUUCUGUGAUCAAGUAUGGCCAUGUCUCGGAUCUUCAUAUAGCUAAUUCGCUCUUGAAUAUGUAUGCAAGUUUUGGGUUGUCGGAAGAUGCGCACAAGGUGUUUGAUGAAAUUCCCGAACCGGAUGUGGUUUCUUGGAACGUGAUUGUUGAUGGUCUUUGUCAAAACGGCCGCUUUGAUGAGGCCUUGCAUGUUUUCUCCCAGAUGUGUAAAAAUGAGAUUCGGCCUAACUCGGUCACAUUUCUCUCCCUUGUGUCUUCUUGCACAAAGAGCAGUGAUUUGGGUACUGGUAAAAUGGUGCAUUCGCAAAUAAUGGUGAUGAUAGGAUAUAGUAUCAGCAAAAAUCUUGAAAACUCAUUGCUUGAUAUGUACUGCAAGUUUGGUGAUCUGGAUUCAGCUGAGAAAAUGUUCCAUAUAAUGGAAGUAAAGACCGUUUUUGCAUGGACUUCACUGCUUGAUGGUUACAUACUUAAGGGUGAACUCGAAAGAGCUGUGGAAGUUUUUUAUCGCAUGCCUUUAAAGGACACAACUGCUUGGAAUGUCAUGCUUUAUGGUUUCCUAGAGGCUGGUGAUGUUAAUUCAGCUGAAAAGAUUUUCAGAGAAAUGCCAGAAAGGGAUUUGGUGUCAUGGAACAGUAUGAUUCUUGGAUAUGCCCAUAACAACAAACAUAUUGAGUGUUCGCUGUUUCUUAAAGAAAUGCUCCGUUCGGGGGUAAAACUUGAUAGGAUCACUUUGCUUGGCGUGUUUUCUAUUUGUGGGUAUGCAGGGGAAGCACAGUUUCUCGGUGAAGCCGUACACUCUCAUAUGGAAAAACUUAACAUAAAGGGAGAAGAAGUAGAGACUGCUUUGAUGGACAUGUAUUGCAAAUCUGGUUCUUUUGAGAAUGCUAUAAAAGUGUUUGAAACUAUAGCAAGAAAAUCUGUGUUGGCUUGGAGCGUCCUGAUCGCGGGACUAGCUAUAAAUGGUCUUGCAAAUGAAGCUCUAAAUUACUUCCAUCUGAUGUGUGAGGCCGGAGUAAAACCAAACGAAAUUACGUUUUUAGGCGCUUUGUGUGCCUGUAGUCAUGCAGGUCUUGUGGAAGAAGGCAAGGAGUUGUUCAGAGAUAUGGUACAGAUCCACGGCAUGACACCAAGGUCUGAGCAUUGUGGCUGCAUGGUGGAUCUUCUUGGGAGAGCUGGUUUGCUGAAGGAGGCAGAGAAGUUCAUUCAUGAAUCUGCGCCCGCCGUAGCUGAUGAAGCUGGAGCUUUGGGAGCACUUGUUGGGGCUUGUAGAAUGCAUGGUGAGAUUGGGAUGGCAGAAAAAUUUGCCAAAAGACUUGUGGAAAUUGACCCAUAUCAUUCGGCCAGGUAUGUUCUCCUCUCCAAUAUCUAUGCUGCAGAAAACCGGUGGGGUGACGUUGAGAAGGUGAGGAAGAGAAUGAAGGCUUCAGGUGUGCAGAAAACACCGGGAUUUAGCUUGAUCCAAUUGAAAUCUGGUGGCUGAUUUUAUACACUGAAAACAACUUCUACAAUCACAAGAUCCGAGUGUUGGUACAUCCCCAGAUACCCAAACAAGGACGUUUCGACUAUAGCAAGUGGCACGCUGUGUGGAAUAUGAAACAUGUUGGGAUCCCAACCUAUCUAUGAGUCUAAGACACUUGAGCUAUCAAGAAGGAGGAGGAGGAGGUUUUUAUAGGUCAUGAAUAUCAUAUCAGGCCAGAAAACCUCAGAGAGGAAGCUAAGGUGUGUUUGGAUGGAUGGUUUUGGAGGGGUAUUGAGGAGAAUUUUGAAGUGUAUACUCAAGAAGAAGAAGAAAAGAUGUGAUGGGUCAUGAAUGUAGCUUCCACAGAUCAAGUUAAUGAACUUGAAGAGGACGCUAAUGGCGCGUUUGGAUUGAUAGUUAAAAUUUAGAGCGCAUAGCUUGUAUUUCGAUAUACGAGGUAAGUGAUCUCGUUCGAUAUUAACUAGCUUUAACGUUUUGAAAAUAAUGUCGAAUUAUAAAUGUAAUGGUGAGGUUAUAUUUAUAAUAAAGAAUGUGUGGCACAAUUUAUAUUUGCAUGCAUUGGUUAUGGAAGAAAUGCUCUUUUGCGAA
Molecule: messenger RNA, 2598 nt
Organism: Cuscuta campestris
Lineage: Eukaryota; Viridiplantae; Streptophyta; Magnoliopsida; Solanales; Convolvulaceae
Source: the annotation of a GenBank genome assembly